GUGCCGGUGUAGUAGGCAUGCAUAACGGGCUUCAAGACACGUUUCACAAUCUUAACCCUCCAAGUCCAAUCGAACGGUGACGAUUCCUCUCACCUCGGCCUUGUACGGAAAUGUGUAGCCAAGCCGGAGCCGUUUUUCCCAGAAUUUUUUCCUAAUUUUUAUUUGCGUGGAAAAUUCGUUUGCAGUCAAAUAAGAACAACGAUAAAUGAUAAUCCUUUUUUUUUUUGGUUAUAAUUUAAUCUGCAAACGAGGAAAAUUACAGAGAGCGCAUGUCUUCUGCAACUUCCGAAUCAAAAUUAUCCAGGUCAUCCUUUGUUCCUGCCAACAUUAUCUAAACCCUAACCCUAGGUUUUGUAUAACAGCAUAUAAUUUCACCUUCCGUUUUCCAAUUCUUUUCCUCUUUUGCCUGAUUUCUAGGGUUCUGAAUUCGGCUUCGGUUGCCCCUCUUUUGGGGUCCUUCUGGUUUCUAGGGUUUCACAUUUGCUCUAUUUGAUAUGGUACUUGGUUUCUUUUUUAUUGAAUGAGUUUCAGAGAGUAUCUUCCCUGAAUUUCUUGGUUUUUAGGGUUGUAGUUUGUCCCGGUUGAGGUGGCGUCUAGUUUUGAUCUCCUUCUUAGAGUCUGAGAAUAAAUUGUCUUUCCAUAAUUUGUUGGUCUUUAGAGUUAUAGUUUGGCCCCGUUUGGUUUGCCCUUGGUUUGGGGUUUCUAGGGUUUCAAAUUUGCUAUCUCUUUAAAAUUUUUGAUCUCUCUCUCUCUCUUAUGUAAAGAGUUUCAGAUUAGAGACUCUUUUCGGUUUUUAGGGUUUGGCUUGGAAAAGUUGCUCUCUGAGCAAUUGGGAUCUUUGGACAGAAUACCAUGUUGGUUGUUGCAUUACGAGAAAAUUAAGUUUUUUAGCCAGAGCUAUUAUAUGGGAGUUUAUAGGGAGACGACCUACUUCUCUGCAUCUCGUUGAUCUUGUUUUAUCUGUUAGUUCUGUUUUCCUUUAAUUUUGUGAAAUACAGUGGUUAAUCCUGGUUCAACUCUCUCCUAUGAGAGACGUUUCUUAAGGAGUCAUUAUACGUUAAGAAUUUCGAUUUUAUAAAGCGAACCAUUGCCAGAAGUGAGCCAUAGUAUAGUUUUUGGUUGCUCUCUUGAAGAACUUGAAAGUGGGGCUUUGGAGAAUCCCAAAUUCCAUUAUAUAGAAUUACUUCUAUCAGGCAGUAGAUUACUCAUUCAAAGGGUUCGGUUAUCCCACAGCAUUAUUAUUUUUGAUAUCAGUGCUGUUUGUUCAGUUUUGGGAUUUGAGAGGACCAAAAUAUACAACUUUUAUUGGUAUUUUCGGAAUUUAUAAACAACUAAUUGAAGUCAUGAGGUAUUAUGGAUAGAAGCGAUCCGGAAUUGGCCCCAGAAUGGCUAAGGGGAACCACCCAACAUUCUCUCUCAUCCUCCCAGAGAGGUGAUUCAGUACUUGCACCAACAAGCAGAAACAAGUCAUCUCUUCUCUCUGAUUACAAUUUUACGAACCAUCUAUCUAGAACUUCGUUACCAUCUUUUCGGAGAAACUCAAGCAUUAAUGGAAGCUCAACAUAUGACAGGGAUUCCAAGACAAGUUUGAGGACUCAUAGUAGUAAUGGUAGGAAUAGUCGGGCUUAUGACUUUGAUCGAAACCAGGACUGGUUAAGAGAUAGGUCACCCUUUUCUAGAGAGCGCAGGGAUCUCGAACAUGAAGAUAAUUUAACACGUUCUACUGUUAAACCUGUGAAUUGGGUUGAAACCAACACUUUGAAGAGACAAUUGUCCACCUUGGACGGUGGAAAGAGAGGAGAUGACACGCAUAAGAACCCAGGGAGUAAAUUGGGUGCUUUAAAUGGUGGCCCUCUUAUUGGUGGAGGCCUUGUUAGCAACAUCCGUAAGUCUGCUUUUGAGAGGGAGUUCCCGUCUCUGAAAUCUGAGGAUAAGCAGCAAGCACAGAUAGCAAUUGGGGCUGUAGAUAUGAUCAGGGUGGCAUCGCCUUUGAUCAGGGUGGCAUCGCCUGGCUUAAGUGCUACUGCUUUCAUGGGCUCUGAUGGCUGGACCUCUGCUUUGGCUGAGGUUCCGGUUUCUAAUGGAGUUAAAAGUAACUCUUCAUCAUCGACCCAACAAAUAACUUCUGUGACUUCCCCUUCUUCAGUUGUACAAAGCCCUGGAACUGGUCUCAAUAUGGCAGAGACUGUGGCUCAGGCUCCUGCUAGAGUUCGUACCCCUCCACAGUUGUCAGUUGAAGCUCAAAGACUUGAGGUGCUAGCUAUCAAACAAUCUCGACAACUGAUACCCAUGACUCCCUCAAUGUCUAAAACCUCGCAGGGGGUAAGCCUUUCAGAGAAAACAAAGCUAAAACCAGGAAGAUCCAGUGAAAGGGCUACUCCAGCAGUGAAGCCCAGUACACCUGCUGCCAUCCCUCAACUCCCAGGUUCAUACAAAGGGGCCACAAAACCCGAUACUUUUAGGCCAUCUCAAGGAGGAAAGCUCUUGCUUCUUAAACCAUCCAGAGAAAGAGCUGAUGGCACUGGUAUGUUAAGGAAUGGAAACCAUAGCCCCCCAGGGUUUGGCAACACUGUCUCAGUCGUUUCAUCUACCCGUCCAAAGGAUGUCACAUUGAUGACAGAGGACAAGAGAGCUUCAUCUCAGGCUCAGAACCGGUCUGACUUCUUCAAUUCUCUUAGGAGGAAGACUCAACAAAGUAGUGCUGGGCUUUCAUCGGGCUUUGACAAAUUGAGUAACAAUGAAACAGAGGUUAUACCUUCUCAGACUGGGUUCUUGGAGAAUAGUUUGUAUACUUGCUCUGAAUCAGGCAAGAGAGGUGAGGAAGGAGAAGCCAAGGGUGAAGAGGAAGGCAGGCGUGGGGGCACUGUGAUUUGUGGGUCAGAAGAGGAAGAGGCUGCAUUCUUGCGAUCCUUAGGUUGGGAGGAAAAUGCAGGUGGCGAGGAGCUGACUGAGGAGGAGAUCAGUGCAUUUUACAAGGAGUUGCAGCAGAUGGGGUCUCAGCGAGGAACAGUGCAGCAAUUGAGAUUGGAAUCAUCUACAGGAAUUGCAGCCCACCAUGUUGGCAGUUUGGAGAGAGUGUCAUCUUCUUGUUGGAGCUCUUCGGACUCAGAGUCUGUGUGAUUAGGAGGGAAUAAUUGACCCGGAAAUUUUGAUAGAAAGAGGGAAUGGAAAGGUGAAAAUUAGAGAAUGAGUUUGGCAUUGGAAUUCUUUGUGUUUUAUGCCUUCUUGGUUUUGAGUGCACUCCUCAAUUAUGCAUAGGAGUGCAAUAAGGUGAGUGGAUGUGGGUAUGAAUCCCGUGUUUGUACAUGUUUUCGGGUAUCUGUUUGCUUCAAAGAUGAGGGAAUUUUAGUUUUCUGUUAGUCGAGAUGAAUUACAAUUUUGAUGCUC
Amborella trichopoda is the source of this 3387-nucleotide messenger RNA. RefSeq lists its product as uncharacterized. The record is from RefSeq and is a predicted model, not a curated record. NCBI's taxonomy places the organism in Eukaryota, Viridiplantae, Streptophyta, Magnoliopsida, Amborellales, Amborellaceae.